GGACAUGCCCAGGGGGAGCCCGUGCAUGCUGGGGGGUGAGCCCAAUCACAGGGCAGUCUUUGACAGAUCAAUUGAUGUUUCUAUGGUAACAUGGUCGGUGUCGUCCUGAAUGUCGUGACAGGUGUGUGACUGUUCAAAUCCACAGUAUGUACGCGAAAGGAAAAGGCUCAACAGUACCUUCGGAUGCUCAAGCACGGGAAAAGCUAGCGCUGUACGUCUACGAAUACUUACUACACGUCGGCGCCCAGAAAGCCGCACAGACGUUCCUAUCAGAGAUUCGAUGGGAGAAGAAUAUAACGCUAGGGGAACCUCCUGGGUUUCUGCAUUCCUGGUGGUGCGUGUUUUGGGACCUGUACUGCGCGGCGCCUGAGCGAAGGGAUACGUGCGAGCACUCGAGCGAAGCCAAGGCCUUCCACGACUAUGGCUUCGUUAAUUCCGGCUACGCCGUCAACGGCAUCGCUGCGCACUGCCAACAACAGGCCACUUGUCGCUGCUGUUUGAAUCCUUCGGCACCAAGCCCGCUGGGUCAGAUGCCACCCAAUGAGGGCAUGCCCGGUGGCCCCAUGCCACCGGGCGGAUUCUUUCCCCAGAACUCGCACAUGAGGCCCUCGCCGCCACAGCAGCCCGCCAAUCAACCGUCCCCUCACCCCCAGCCCCCUCCCCCUCACAGUCAGAUGAUGCAGAACCAGCCAUUCAUGUCACCACGGUACCCUGGUGGACCAAGGCCGGGUGUCCGGAUGCCGCAGCAGGUGGACUUCAACCCGCCCGGUGGUGUUCCUGGUCAACCCAUGAUGCCAAACAGCAUAGACCCUACACGGCAAGGUGAUGGAGGGGAGUUUGCUGGAUGGCAAGGACCCCCGUCGAUGAACCCCAUGAACCCUCGAAUGAAUCCUCCACGGGGCCAGCCCCUCGGUCCCAUGAACCCCGGGAACUAUGGAGGUAUGAGGCCACCACCCAACAGCACGAUGGGUCCCGGAGGUCCCAACAUGCCGCCCAUGUCCAUGCCUGGUCCCGGUGGGAGACCUUGGCAACCUAACGCAUCAUCGAUGAACUACUCUUCAGCAUCACCUGGUAGCCACUACGGGGGCCCACCAGUGUCGGCUUCGGGACCUCCAGGCCCCGGCACGCCCAUCAUGCCAAGUCCGCAAGGUACCCCCGGCCCCUUCUCCCCCGCCAGCCAUCGAAUGAGUGCCCCCAACGCUAGACGAGAUUCUUCAAAUUCAGGAGGAGACGGAAUGUACGCCAUGAUGAAGCCCGUUCCAGGCGGUGGAAUGCCUGGCCAGUUCCAGAUGGGACCCGGGGGACCGGAAGGCCCCAUGGGGUCAAUGGGGCCUGACAUGGGCCCGCCCGUCAUGAAUGGCAUGUCCUCUGGAGGUGAUGGCCUGGACGGCAUGAAGAACUCGCCGGCCAAUGGGCCCGGCACGCCGCGGGAGGACGGGCCUCCCAUGGGCGAUUAUGGGAUUCCCGGAUACGGACAGGAAAAUGAUCAGACGGAAUCGGCAGCAAUACUGAAGAUCAAGGAGAGCAUGCAGGAGGAAGCCAAGAGGUUUGAGAAGGACACGCCCGCUGAGCCCCCGGACUACUUCAUGCAAUAACCGGGGGCCCCCCCGCCACCCCCGCCGCCGCCACCGCCGCCAUUGCGCGCACGUGGCAGAGCAAAGUCAAAGCCGCAGCCGAAGAAGAAGGCCGCCACCAGGGGGCGCGGGAGGCGGCGCCAGCCACCGUAGCCGUUCGUUCCCGUCUCUCGAGGACUGCCGCACCGCACGACCGGAAAAGGCCCGCGACGCGCCGCAGGAAGGGGGCAUGUGUGACUUGGGGCCCCCCCUCGGACGUGUCUUUUGGGGCCUCUUGAUCCCUUGGUUGUGCCCUCCUGCCCCGGAGACUCUUGGUUUCCUGCGACUCUUUUUUUUUUUUCUUUUUUUUCCUUCGCCGUCAGACGGUCUGUUGGCACUGUCUGCAGUGACCAAACUUGCAUGUGCGUUGUCAGUCACGUGAUGGAGGCAGUGUCAGCUACGUGCUGUCGUCUUCUUUCGGUUUAGAGAGCUCGUGCCCUGCACCGGCUUGGUUCUUGGCUGCUGCGCUCGUAGGUGCACGUUGGUAGGCAUCUUGUUGCCCGGGGCAAAGAGUGAGGAAAGCUGCCACUGACUUCUUGCCUACUACAGUGCCGUAGCAAGCCAUUGCCAUGGCAAUUGAGAGUUAACCAUUCCUAUCUGCGGUUGUGCACACCAUUCUUCUCUAUAGUGCCCCCCCUCAACCUUUAACGUUCUUCCUCACUCGAAGCACACGACGGUGGCAGCGCCAUGCACAUCCUGCGCAGCAGCCCAAGCCUAGCCGGCAGCGAUGCAUCCCUCGCUCCGGGCAAGAGCUUCUUCUUCCCGAUCCCAAGUAUGCGCAGUGUUGUUUUUCAUUGGACCAGGCGCCAUGGGAACUGGCCGUGCGGUGGUGCGCGUGGUGACUGUGCGCGGCUGGAGGAACUGGCGGAUGUUGGGCCUUCAUCCCGGAGAGACACUCGUUACGCUUCUUCCUACUUUUUGCUGCAGUGUGCCCUGCGGAGUCUUUUUUUUUUUUUUCCGUUUUGCUGGCCGUUGUGUUCCUCAUCUUCGAGGAACUCUGUCGCUCUCUCUCUUUAUCAAAAGAAGGGUUGUUUUUCAUUUGGGUGGGUGGGGUGGCUUAUGUGGAAAAUUUUCCUUUUCUACUUUCUCCUCUUUGGCAGCUGGCAACCUGUUUAUUUCUUUGGGGGCAUUCCCUGUCGCCAGAACGACACAUAGUUUCGCGGACCAGUGCCGCUUGCCGCAUAACCGGUGCAAAGUCUGCGGAUCCGCACUUUCGCCAUUCUUUCUAGCACAAGGCCAGGCAUGGUUUGGGGGCGGGGCAUGGCUACUGGACUCUUGGAUUCCCGACGAGCACAGUUGUAGUGUCUCGGACUUUUCCUCCAUCUCGUUCUCGGAGCUGGCGCACGAGGGAAAAGACCUCUCGGAUCGCGACUCCCCCCGAGAACUGCAAACAGAGGAGGAUAUAAAAAAGAGAAAUGAAAUUCAGCCGUGGUAAUGCCACGAAGCGUUGCGAUCGGUAGCAGAGUUAGCCGACGAUGCCACGGUUUUUCUCCGUGCUGUUCCGUUAAGUGUUGGUGGGGACUGGCUCGCCACUGCAGACCGUGGUGGCUGCCAUCGCGAGUCAUCUAGACCUGGCACGCUAAGUCUCUGAUGCAGAUUGUGAGGGAUGUCCGGCGUGGAUGCAAACGGUGGGCAGUGUUGUGCCGCGCGGCUCUAGGCCACAGCGUUUGACCACCAAGCUGUGGCGAGUGCACCGGCAAGUGCAAGCCGCCCUGUUGCAUAGUGGAGAAGUGUGUAAGGACUUGGUGAGAGGUUGGGCUUGUCGGUGGAGGCAUACGUACGUUGUGCUGGAUGUGUAGGCUUUGUUUUUUUUUUUUUCCAUCUCUCUCCCCGUUCUUUCGUUAAACCAUUUCAGCUUUACGGGCUUCUUUCUCGCGACGGGUUUUCGUGCUUUUCCUCGUAUUCUUUCCCACUUUUUUCUCAGUUGCCUGCAAAGCAAGGAUGAAUUGGUGUUCGUUGCUCAGCUAGUUCAUGGCACCGUGACUGCAUUGUCCGCAAGCAUCUAUUAAGUGAGACACGGGAGCUUUCGAUUUUAUCUUGCCGUCUAUGUGACGGCAGUGUUUCUAUGACAUUUGACGUACAGGCAGUUGCAGAGGGUUGCGCAGCGGUAUAUUUCCCUCGAAAGCAGUCUUGGUGCUUUUCCUUAUUUUUCAAGACUGGCAUUUUCUUCUAAGCUGAAAAGGGAACACUGUCAGUGAGCAAAGUUUGUUUCCGUAGAUUUUUUUUUUCCUGCAUUACAUGCCUGAGGCAUUUAUUCAUGGUGCAGCGUCAAUUCAAUGCCGCUGCUGCCGUUUCGAUCAUGCGGAGGACCUUGUUGCAAUGGGCAGUGUAUAAAGAGUUGGACAAGCAUGCGUUGUACAUGACUACGCAGUGUUUGCAGAGAGGGUCCUCGUGCAUACAAUGCGCGCCUCUCUCGCUACAACUUAAUAGGUCCCGAGAAGAGGUUGCACUAACAAACAGAAAAAAAAAGGUGAACGGAAAAGAAGCACAUUGUGUGCGCAGACCACUGGGACUCUCACAGAAAAGAGAAAUCGUCGAGGGGAAAUACAUUUUUUGUUUUCCUUUUUCUCCUCUGUAGAAGCAACAUGUAGGUGGGAGAAUGCGAGCGUGUGAGUGAAUGAGCUCAGAGUGCAUGUUUGCGUGGUGUCGAUAGUGAGAGUGUGUGUGUGUGUGUGUGUGUGUUUGCGCUUGGCGUGUGUAUGUGUGUGGGUGGGUUUUCAUGCACGAGUCUUGUGUGAAUGCAACCUGAAGUGGUUUUGGGAGAAUAGAUUGUGCAUGUGUACAUAAUAUAUGUAUAUGUAGGGGUACAAGGAUUACAGAUGGUGUGAGGAUUAAAAAAAAAACAAAACAAAGAUGUUUAGAAGAGAGUUCUACCCUGGUUGCAUUUUUUGAGGCUUUUUCCUCAUUCUCUUUGUUUUUUUUUUAUGUUUUUUUCCCUCCCCCUAUCUCCACGACACACAAGCGCUCCUGAUUUGCCGAUUCGCGUGCAGCGCUUAGAUCCUCAUCUCUCGCUGCAUGUUGCAUCGGCCGUGUCCAUAUCGCAGUGGCGGGACGACGCUUCCAUAGCGUGAGCUUUGUUCCCAGCACUCUUGGUGAUCGUCGAUGCUGUCGCUUUCAAUUUCUGGGGGCUGCGUGCUGCAAAGUGGAUGAGCCGCGUCGUAGCAGACUACCAGAAGGAGGCAUUGUGCGCUGUCGAGAUGAGUCGGGCAACGAUUCAAUUUCGUUGAGAAUGCCUGGUCCACUUCGGCUGCGCUUGCCCCACGUUUCUCGACACUCCCUCGACCCCCAGAGUGUGUCGACUCUUGCCAACGUUGCAAGCAGUUAUGCUGCAUCAGGUUUUCUUCUCGUCGCAGAAGGGGGUCGAGAGGGGUGCUGCAACUUACCUGGUUCGUUUGCAAGAGGGGGAGGAGGCAGGCGUUUUCUUUAAUCGAGGCGGGGGGGUGGGGUUAAAAACUGCGAGCAGCACUACAUGCUUUGUAUAUAUAUGCAUAUGUACACACACGACACAUAUAUGUAAACCGGCAGGUGAGUUUAACGAGGUGAGAGCAGCUGUGUGCGAGGUGCCCGUGGUUUUUUUUUUCUUCCUCUUUUUUUUUUUUCCAUCGACUCUCCGGCUUUUCCUUCCACACGUGGCCGAAGCUUCGUCGUGCGGGGGCGAAGCCAAACGACAACUACAGAGGGGUACUGUUUGGUUUAAUUUAUAAUACACGCGGCGCUCUCCUCCUUUCUCUCCUUCGCCUGUGUAUCACCUUGUGCAUGUGUACUCUCUCUCCCUCCCUCCCCCGGAAAAAAAAUCGUAUGAAACAAAGUGUUUCUGUUUAA
Rhipicephalus sanguineus (brown dog tick) is the source of this 5435-nucleotide messenger RNA. RefSeq names its product single-stranded DNA-binding protein 3 (gene Ssdp). NCBI's taxonomy places the organism in Eukaryota, Metazoa, Arthropoda, Arachnida, Ixodida, Ixodidae. Gene Ontology annotation, molecular function: single-stranded DNA binding; protein binding. Bases 147 to 1595 code for a protein of 482 amino acids. The record is from RefSeq and is a predicted model, not a curated record. Gene Ontology annotation, cellular component: nucleus. Gene Ontology annotation, biological process: positive regulation of transcription by RNA polymerase II. The transcript is spliced from 21 exons.